AUGACAAAGAAACGAAAAAAAUUGGAUGUUAUUCAUGAUGAGGCGUCUUGUGUACGUGCCAAGCUUGAAAAGGUUUUAUUAAAAGUGCCACCUGAAAUAUAUAACCAAUUUCGAUAUAACUACAACUUACUAAGUACAACCGCAGUUAGAAAUAUAGCAAAGGAUUUAUUUGAAACUACUGCGUUUUCACACAAUGGUAUAUUAGGAGGCAAUGAUUCUAAUUUUCCUUUGAAAUGUAAAGUUAAUGAUGACUACUUUCUCUUACCUCGUAAAUCACGGUUUUUUUGUGGGGAUGUGAUAGAGCAGUGUAAAAAACUGGAUGGGAAAAAGUUUGACAUUGUGAUAGCUGAUCCUCCAUGGUGGAAUAAAUAUAUAAGAAGACUGAAAGCUGCAAAUACAAAGCUAAGUUAUUCUAUGAUGUACAAUGAGGAAAUUGCAUUAAUACCUGUAAAAAAUCUCUUUGCGGAUAACUGCCUUGUUGCAGUUUGGUGUACAAAUUCACCAAGCAAUGUGACUGCUGUGAAAGACUUAAUAUUUCCUAAUUGGGGAGUUGAGUACGUAACUACUUGGUACUGGUUAAAAGUAACAACAGGUUUUAAACCAGUUUGUGAUUUUGGAUCAGGGAGCAAGAAGCAACCUUAUGAGAGGAUAAUAUUUGGAAAAGUUGGCGAAGUUGGACGUAUUCCAAAAGAACAUUUGAUCAUAAGUGUACCAAGCGCGUUACAUUCACAUAAGCCACCAUUGUUAGAUAUUUUAAAACCUUAUGUGAUAGCGGAACAUCCUCAAGUAUUGGAGCUGUUUGCAAGAUAUUUAUUACCAAAUACAACUAGUGUGGGUUUCGAACCUUUAAAGUGGCAACAUAUCUCACUUUAUGAAAUUUGGUGUACAAAUUCACCAAGCAAUGUGACUGCUGUGAAAGACUUAAUAUUUCCUAAUUGGGGAGUUGAGUACGUAACUACUUGGUACUGGUUAAAAGUAACAACAGGUUUUAAACCAGUUUGUGAUUUUGGAUCAGGGAGCAAGAAGCAACCUUAUGAGAGGAUAAUAUUUGGAAAAGUUGGCGAAGUUGGACGUAUUCCAAAAGAACAUUUGAUCAUAAGUGUACCAAGCGCGUUACAUUCACAUAAGCCACCAUUGUUAGAUAUUUUAAAACCUUAUGUGAUAGCGGAACAUCCUCAAGUAUUGGAGCUGUUUGCAAGAUAUUUAUUACCAAAUACAACUAGUGUGGGUUUCGAACCUUUAAAGUGGCAACAUAUCUCACUUUAUGAAAGUAUUGAAGAGAUAUCAUGUUGA
Messenger RNA from Parnassius apollo (apollo), 1293 nucleotides. The record is from the annotation of a GenBank genome assembly. NCBI's taxonomy places the organism in Eukaryota, Metazoa, Arthropoda, Insecta, Lepidoptera, Papilionidae.